This is a messenger RNA of Coffea arabica (coffee), 1214 nucleotides long. The record is from RefSeq and is a predicted model, not a curated record. NCBI's taxonomy places the organism in Eukaryota, Viridiplantae, Streptophyta, Magnoliopsida, Gentianales, Rubiaceae.
UAGCUGAUUCUUUAGCUAAUUUCAGUGUGAUGUAGGGUAAACGGUAACUAUGGAGAAUAGCAACAAUCAUUGUCUCUCAAUCACACCUUCAAGCUUAGUACUUUUAUCAAUUAUUGGGUUUAUUACCUUGAUCUUGAUCCGGGUUUUAUACAUUAUACAUCGGAGCAGCCAACCUCGUAGUGCCUCGUCACAGCAAAAGCCCCUCAGCACCCUCAUUGUUCUGGGUUCGGGUGGUCAUACAGCGGAGAUGAUUAAUUUGUUGAACGUGCUUCAGAAAAAUAGUUUUACGCCUAGGUAUUAUAUUGCCGCUGCGACUGAUAACAUGAGCCUUCAAAAGGCACAAGUUCUUGAAAGCUCUUGGCUCAAUGAGGGAGGAGUUGAAGAGGUUGGAUCUGCUAAAUUCAUGCAGAUAUACCGAAGCCGAGAGGUCGGUCAAUCAUAUAUAACCUCUGUUGGAACCACCUUAAUCGCUUUGGCUCAUGCAUUGUGGCUAAUGAUAAAGAUCAGACCUCAUGUGAUUUUGUGCAAUGGACCUGGAACUUGUAUACCUCUUUGCGCAAUUGCUUUCAUCUUCAAGAUUCUUGGAAUUAGAUGGUCAUAUAUAUUCUAUGUUGAAAGCAUUGCAAGAGUGAGGAGGCUUUCUUUAAGCGCACUGCUUCUUUACAAACUACGCAUGGCUGGUCAGUUAUUUGUGCAGUGGCCACAACUAAAAUCAAAAUAUCAUCGAGCUCAUUAUGUUGGGCGUCUUAUGUAACUCAUUCAUUUUUUGCAGCUGUUCAAAGUUUCAUGAAACUUGGGCUAUGACUUGUGCGCCAAUCAUCUGGGAGGAUGACUUGACUUACUGUGUAUUUGAUGGAGGUGGUUCUAUGAUAAAAUGUACAAUUUGCAGGGAGAAAAAAAUUAGCUCAGUUUUAGCUGUUCCUUGUACUCAACGGUGAAUAUUACUUAAUGUGGCAGGGGAAGUUGACAGCAACUACCUUGGGGUUCCAUCAACGGACAGCAAGUACACUGACGCAUACUUUUUAGCCCUUAGUUCUUCUUUCUACAACCGCUUUAUAUACCAAAACGUCUUAAUUUGGUAUAACAUUGUAAGAGAUGAAGGAAAAGGCAAUGUGAGCAUGGAAAAUAGAAAUAGGUUGUAAAACUGGUGAUUUUUCGAGAAGAAGGGGGCCAUUUGUGCUGAUUAUAGUGCGGUAAAAAUUUUAUUUGACACA